This is a messenger RNA of Torulaspora globosa, 2283 nucleotides long. RefSeq names its product AAA family ATPase SEC18 (gene SEC18). Gene Ontology annotation, biological process: Golgi to plasma membrane protein transport; intra-Golgi vesicle-mediated transport; SNARE complex disassembly. Bases 1 to 2283 code for a protein of 760 amino acids. Gene Ontology annotation, molecular function: ATP binding; ATP hydrolysis activity. NCBI's taxonomy places the organism in Eukaryota, Fungi, Ascomycota, Saccharomycetes, Saccharomycetales, Saccharomycetaceae. The transcript has a single exon. Gene Ontology annotation, cellular component: Golgi stack. The record is from RefSeq and is a predicted model, not a curated record.
AUGGAGAAGUUUAAGUUACCUUCAUUCGGCAGGGCUACGGCGAAUCAUGUUCCCCCAGAUAUGAGUAACGUGGAUUCAAAAGCUCGACAUUUAUACGUUGCAAAUUGUCCGAACAACUCAUAUGCGUUGGCAAACGUUGCAGCAGUCUCUCCAGCUGACUUUCCCGAUAAUAUAUACAUAUUGGUGGACAAUUUGUUCGUGUUCACUACCAGGCAUUCAAAUGAACUCGCCGCAGGCACAAUCGGUUUUAAUGGUAACCAGCGGACUUGGGGAGGAUGGUCGUUGAAUCAAGAGGUUCAAGCAAGAGCGUUUGAUCUUUUCAGGUAUUCUGGAAAGCAUUCUUAUCUCGGCUCUAUUGACAUCGACAUUUCCUUUAGAUCGAGGGGCAAGGCGGUAAAUACCGCCUUCGACCAGGACGAACUGGCACUGCACUUCUCUAAGUGCUUUGAAUCUCAGAUUUUUUCUCCUACCCAGUAUUUGAUCUUUGAAUUCAAGGGUCAUAUAUUCGAUUUGAAGAUAAGAAAUCUGCAGACAAUUGACCUAGGAGAGGUUGAACCUGUGGCCCCGGUGUCGUCUGGGAUCGAGGCCAAGGGCAUACUGACCAAGCAAACGCAGAUCAACUUUUUUAAAGGAAGGGAUGGUCUUGUCAACCUGAAGGCUAACAAUUCCUUGAGGCCUAGGUCCGACGCUGUGAUUAGGGCUGAUUUUAAGUUUGAAGACCUUGGAGUCGGAGGGCUUGACAGGGAGUUUACCAAGAUUUUCAGAAGAGCUUUCGCCAGUAGGAUUUUCCCCCCAUCGGUCAUCGAAAAGCUGGGUAUCUCGCACGUUAAAGGCCUUCUCUUGUAUGGACCUCCAGGUACGGGUAAGACGCUGAUCGCUAGAAAGAUAGGGACUAUGCUGAAUGCGAAAGAACCCAAAAUAGUCAACGGUCCCGAAAUCCUGAGUAAAUACGUUGGGUCCUCUGAGGAAAACAUUCGUAAUCUGUUCAAAGAUGCAGAAGCUGAAUACAGGGCAAAAGGUGAAGAAUCAUCCUUACAUAUCAUCAUCUUCGAUGAGCUGGAUUCGGUUUUUAAGCAGAGAGGCUCUCGUGGUGAUGGUACGGGUGUUGGUGACAAUGUCGUCAAUCAGCUCCUAGCCAAAAUGGAUGGUGUCGAUCAGUUGAACAACAUUUUAGUCAUCGGUAUGACAAAUAGAAAAGAUUUGAUUGACAAUGCGCUACUACGGCCUGGCAGAUUUGAAGUGCAAGUAGAAAUUCAUUUACCUGACGAAAAAGGUAGACUUCAGAUCUUCGAGAUUCAGACCAGAACGAUGCGUGAGAACAAAAUGAUGGACAAAGACGUUAAUCUGGCAGAGUUGGCCGCAUUAACUAAGAAUUUCUCUGGUGCCGAAAUCGAGGGUUUAGUUAAGAGUGCCAGUUCCUUUGCUAUCAACAAAACAGUCAGCAUUGGCAAAGGAGCUACCAAGCUGAAUCCCAAAGAUAUCGCCAAACUGCGGGUGACUCGUGAGGAUUUCUUGAAUGCACUCGAAGAAGUCACACCCGCCUUCGGUAUUAGCGAGGAAGACCUCAAAACCUGUGUGGAAGGUGGAAUGAUAAGAUAUUCGGACCGAGUGGACUCUAUCUUGAAGAACGGCGGUCGCUAUGUUCGCCAAGUGCGCGAAAGCGAAAAGUCGAGACUUGUUUCAUUGCUCCUUCACGGUCCUGCAGGCUCUGGUAAGACCGCUUUAGCCGCCGCCAUAGCCUUGAAAUCCGAAUUUCCUUUCAUCAGAUUGAUCUCUCCUACAGAGUUGUCCGGCAUGUCUGAGGGUGCUAAAAUCACCUACAUCGAUAACACUUUCAGAGAUGCUUACAAGUCCCCGCUAAAUAUUCUGGUUAUCGAUUCUCUGGAGACAUUAGUGGAUUGGGUCCCCAUUGGCCCAAGGUUUUCAAACAACAUCCUGCAAGUUUUGAAGGUUGCCCUAAAACGCAAGCCGCCUCAAGACCGUCGCCUGCUACUCAUGACCACAACUUCUGCCUAUUCCGUAUUACAGCAAAUGGACAUCUUAAGCUGCUUUGACAGUGAGAUUGCCGUUCCUAACAUGACGACCAUGGAUGAGUUUAAUAACGUCAUGAUCGACUCAAACUUCUUGAGCGAUGAGGAAAGAGUUAGCGUGAUAAAUCAGCUGUCGCAGCUUUGUCCGAAACUCAACAUAGGCAUCAAGAAGGCCUUGACAAACAUCGAGACCGCUAGACAUGAUGAUGAUCCGGUCAGCGAGAUUAUCGAGCUGAUGGCUCAAUCUUCAUAG